Messenger RNA from Rhizopus microsporus ATCC 52813, 2088 nucleotides. Its product is annotated as leukotriene A4 hydrolase. The transcript is spliced from 10 exons. Gene Ontology annotation, cellular component: cytosol. Gene Ontology annotation, biological process: proteolysis. The coding region runs from base 13 to 1872 and encodes 619 amino acids. Lineage: Eukaryota; Fungi; Mucoromycota; Mucoromycetes; Mucorales; Rhizopodaceae. Gene Ontology annotation, molecular function: epoxide hydrolase activity; aminopeptidase activity; metallopeptidase activity. The record is from RefSeq and is a predicted model, not a curated record.
CUUUUAUUAAGUAUGUGUAUAUCUGCAGCUACUAUUGAUUAUAGCACUCAAGCUAACAUUGGCCAAGUCAAGACCACCCACGUUCAUUUGGAUUGGCAUGUUGAUUUCAAUCGUAAAGUCAUCUUUGGUCAUGCCACAUUAGACCUUUAUACUCUAGUCGAUCAUGUCGACAAGGUUAUUUUAGAUACAAGUUAUUUGGAUAUCAAGUCUGUAGUCGUAAAUAGUGAGAAUGCAAAGUUUAAUGUCGCUGAAAGAUACGCCAGUUUGGGUUCCGCGUUGACUAUUUAUUUGCCCCAGACUAUUGAGAAAUCGGGUACAAAGAUCUGUAUCCAAGUCGAUUACUCUACAACCGAGAAAUGUACAGCAAUUCAAUUCUUGGAACCUGAACAAACUCUUGGCAAGACACAUCCCUACUUGUUUUCUCAGAGUGAACCUAUUCAUGGUCGCGCCAUGAUUCCUUGUCAAGAUUCGCCCUCCGUCAAGGUCACUUAUUCAGCAAAAGUGACAUCCCCACUUCCUGUCGUAAUGUCUGCCCUUCAAGAAGGUACUGAAGAAAUUUCUAAUGAUUUGAAAGCAUAUCUCUUUAAACAACCUACCUCAAUUCCUUCUUAUUUGAUUGCUAUCGCUGUCGGCAACCUUGUUGGUCGCGAAAUUGGUCCUCGCAGUACAGUCUGGUGUGAACCGGAAAUGGUCGAGCAAGCUGCUUGGGAGUUUUCUGACACUGAAACCUUUAUUGCCACAGGUGAAUCCUUGUUGACUCCCUACGAAUGGGGCCGCUAUGAUUUACUCGUCUUGCCUCCCUCUUUCCCUUAUGGCGGUAUGGAGAAUCCCUGCCUUACUUUUGUCACACCUACCUUGUUGGCCGGUGAUAAAAGUGCUGUUGCUGUGAUUGCUCAUGAGAUUGCACAUAGUUGGAUGGGCAAUUUGGUUACAACUAAUUCAUGGAAACACUAUUGGUUGAACGAAGGAUGGACUGUUUUCAUUGAACGUAAAAUCUUGGGUCGCCUUCAUGGAGAAGCUACUAGACAGUUUGAGGCAUUGAGUGGUCUUAAAUCAUUACAGGAAAGUGUAGACUUGUUUGGUAGCGAUUCUCCUAAAACUGUCUUGAACCCUGAUCUUCGCGGUGGUGCUGAUCCUGAUGAUUUCUUCUCCAAGGUUCCUUAUGAAAAAGGGUUUAACUUUUUGUAUCAUAUUGAAAAGGUUGUUGGUGGUCCUUCUGUCUUUGAACCUUACAUGAAAGCUUAUGUCGAGAACUUUGCAUCUACUUCCAUCUCCACUGAAGAUUGGAAAGACUUCUUGUACCGCUACAUGGAAAAGGUUCACGGUCCCUCGAUGGUCGAGAAACUGAACACGAUUGAUUUUGAUGCCUGGAUCAAUAAGCCUGGUAUGCCACCUGUCGACAAUCAAUUUGACACGGCACUCGCUGAUGCCUGUCUUAACCUUGCUGACCGCUGGAACAAAGCUCGUGAUCUUGAAAAUCUGGACCAAUUCUCUCCCAAGGAUGUGGAACAUUUUUCUGCUGGUCAAAAGAUCGUAUUCUUGGAACGCUUAACUGACUGUGAACCACUGCCCUGUGCUUUGAUCAGCAAAAUGGACGAACUCUACCAGUUCACCCCUAAUCAUAACGCUGAUUUACGUCUUCGCUGGCAGCAGGUCUGUCUAAUGGCAAAUUAUGAACCCAUUUACCCUGAGGUCGUUCAGUUCAUUACAGAGCAAGGUCGAAUGAAGUUUGUUCGUCCUCUGUACAGACUCUUACAUCAAGCCAAAAAUGGAGCACAGUUGGCGAUUGACACUUAUUUGAAACACAAGACAUUCUACCAUCCCAUUGCUGCUCAAUUAAUCGAAAAAGAUAUUGGUUUAGUGAAGGCCUAACCUAUCCACAUGUAUACAUACACACAAACACGCACAAAAACUAAAAUGAAUAAAAAAAAAGCUGCAGAGAUCAUGUAUAUCUUCCACUAAAUUUUUGUGUAAUAAAAAGGUGAAGUAACAGAAAGCAAGGUUUAUUUGUUGUUUCUUUGAUUCGUUUAAUCGAAGAGACCGAAACCCAUAUCAUCAUCGGAUUCUUCCUUUUCUUCUUCCUUUUCU